UAAGAAAUGUAGGAAAAUGACAGACACCACGUGGAGAGAAUUGCCUGUGUCUUUAAGUGAUACGAUCCACCAGACUCUACGCGAUGGGGGAUUUUUGUACCCCACACCUGUGCAGGCUACGUGUAUACCUUUGUUUUUAACUAACAAAGAUGUUGCAGCCGAAGCAGUCACAGGCAGUGGUAAAACAUUGGCUUUUGUUGUACCAGUUCUUGAAAUCUUAAGGAAAAGGGGUAGCUGGACGAAAAAAGAAAUCGGAGCCAUCAUAAUCACUCCAACAAGAGAACUUGCCAUUCAAAUUCAUGGGGUCUUAUCGCCAUUUUUGACCCAUAUACCUGAACUAUCUUCUUUGCUGCUCAUUGGAGGUGAAAAUCAUGUCAAGGAUGCAGAGAAGUUCAAGGCUAACGGUGGGAAUAUUAUUAUUGCCACACCAGGAAAGUUGGAAACCAUGCUUGAAAAGCCUCAGCAUGGGUUAAAUUUGGCUGCAAGUGUUCGGUCCUUAGAAGUCUUGGUUUUGGAUGAAGCAGACCAGCUCUUGGACCUGGGUUUUGAAGCCAGCAUCAACACAAUUUUAAGUUAUCUUCCAAAACAAAGAAGAACAGGUCUAUUUUCUGCAACCCAAACUGAUGAACUGGAAAAUCUCAUCAGGGCUGGACUUAGAAACCCAGUAAGAGUAAAUGUGAAAGAAAAGAAGAGAGAUGAUGGGAAAAUGGAACAAAGGACACCCUCGACGCUAGAAAAUUUUUACAUGAUCGUAGAAAGUGAUGAAAAGUUCAAUCAAAUGAUGAAUUUCAUUCAAGCAAGGAAGAAGGAGAAAAUCAUGAUUUUCUUUAGCACAUGUGCAGGAGUUGAUUAUUUCUCGAAAAUGUUACAGCUUUUAUUAAAGAACACACAGGUGUUAUGCAUACAUGGAAAAAUGAAGAACAAGAGAAACAAAGUGUUUGCAAAGUUUAGAUCUUUAGAAAGUGGAAUAUUAGUGUGCAGCGAUGUAAUGGCCCGUGGGGUGGAUAUUCCAGAGGUGAACUGGGUAAUACAGUAUGAUCCGCCCAAAUCCGCCAACUUCUUUGUUCACAGAUGUGGAAGGACAGCAAGGAUAGGAAACUCAGGAAACGCUUUGGUGUUUCUUCUUCCUGCGGAGGACACUUACUUGAACUUCUUAAAAAUCAACCAGAAAGUGGAGUUACAGAGAAUCGAUCCGUGUGACAGUGUGAAUAAUUACCUGCCGAAGCUAAGAAAGUUUGCUCUGAAAGACCGAGCUCUGUUGGAAAAGGGGGCAAGGGCAUUUGUGUCCUUUGUGCAGUUUUAUAUCAAACAUGAAUGUGGACUUAUUUUCAGAAUAAAGGACUUGGAUUUUGGAAAACUUGCUAAUGGAUAUGGACUUUUACGCAUUCCAAAGAUGCCAGAAGUGAAAGGAAAGGAUGUAUCUAAUUUUGUUCCUGUGGAGGCAGAUUUCAGCAAAAUCGCAUACAAGGACAAGCAAAGGGAAAAGCAGAGACAAUUAAAAGUGCAGUCUGAGGAACCAAAACAGUCCAAACUCCGCAGGCCACCUAGAUCUCAAGCCUGGUCCAAACAGAAAGAAAGGAAAGACCGCAAGAAAAAGAGGAGAGAGGUUAAAGAAAUCUCCAGGAAAAGGAAAGCACAGGAUGCGGAGGCAGCUGACGAAGAGGAGGAGGAUGAUUUCCAAGAUGAUGUUAAACUAAUGAAGAAAUUGAAGAGAGGAAAGAUUUCGAAGGAGGAGUUCGACAGUCAGUUCGCUCCCUCUGAUGGUGAAGAAGAUUGACCUGUGAUCUGGAUAAUGGCAACACGAUGCCAUACAUGUAUUUGAAAUAAACUACAGUAAUACAUGUACCAUACCACAUUUACAACAUGUCUCAUAUGAUGUUCCAAUGCACACUGUUUGCCAGACAGUUAAUUUGCUUUUUCUGCAGAAACAUACACAGUCUCUCACUUCUAGAUGACCAUUGGGUUAGAGGCUUUAUAGCUUUGUGUUAACCAGUGAAGAAAUCCUUGAUUUCUUUGUCAUUCUUCAUGUAGAGACUGGUUUCACAGUGUAGAGUGUACAUUUGACAGAAGUUAAAAUUUCUCAUUGAAAUAUUGUUAUUGGUUCAAGGCUCUAGCUUUUGCUCUUGAACUUUCGGCAACCAAAAUGUCAAUACCCAAUAGAUAUGACAUCAUUGACAUAAUGUACAUGAGUGAUUGACGUAGAUUGCAAAGUUUCCCACAAUAUGUACAUCAAAACAAAUUAAAUGAUUUUACUUCAAUGAAUUUUGAGUUUUGAAUUG
Magallana angulata is the source of this 2279-nucleotide messenger RNA. Its product is annotated as ATP-dependent RNA helicase DDX55-like. The record is from RefSeq and is a predicted model, not a curated record. Lineage: Eukaryota; Metazoa; Mollusca; Bivalvia; Ostreida; Ostreidae. Bases 17 to 1777 code for a protein of 586 amino acids. Gene Ontology annotation, molecular function: ATP binding; nucleic acid binding. The transcript is spliced from 5 exons. Gene Ontology annotation, cellular component: nucleolus.